CCCUAAUCUCUUCAUCUCUAAUUGGUUAGCACUUUCUUCACUCAUCUUCACUCUUCUUGCACAAAGUCUCUUGCCAUAAAAUGCCUUCGAAAAUCUCUUCUCCUUCAUCAAACUCAUCACCCAUCUCUCCACAAAACCCUAAUUCUCAUUAUGAACAUACCAGGAACCUCCAAAGAAAAUAGCGGUCGCCACCCUUUGUACAAGGGAGUGAGACAACGAAAGAACUCAGACAAAUGGGUUUCUGAGAUCCGUGAGCCGAGAAAACCUAACCGUAUCUGGUUAGGGACAUUCUCGACCCCGGAGAUGGCGGCAAUUGCCUAUGAUGUGGCAGCUCUAGCCCUCAAGGGAACUCAAACUGGGCUCAACUUUCCAAACUCAGCCUCCUCUUUGCCUGUCCCAGCCUCCAUGUCUCCAGGAGACAUCCAAGCCGCAGCCGCUUCAGCCGCCGCUGCUUUUGGUGCUGCUAGGGAUGCGAUUGUAGUGGCCAAUAAUAGCAGUGUGGAACGGAGUAACGUGAUGAUGAAUGGUAGUUAUGAGAAUACAAAUGGAUUUAUGGACGAGGAUUUGAUAUUCGACAUGCCUAAUGUGCUCAUGAAUAUGGCUGAAGGAAUGCUUCUCAGCCCACCUUGUCAAUUCACCUUUGAUGCUGCUUCCGAAGCUGAUGAUUACGCCGGAGAAGACGAUUACUUGUGGAAUUUUACUUGA
Brassica oleracea var. oleracea is the source of this 705-nucleotide messenger RNA. RefSeq names its product ethylene-responsive transcription factor ERF024-like. Gene Ontology annotation, biological process: regulation of DNA-templated transcription. The record is from RefSeq and is a predicted model, not a curated record. The transcript has a single exon. The coding region runs from base 151 to 705 and encodes 184 amino acids. NCBI's taxonomy places the organism in Eukaryota, Viridiplantae, Streptophyta, Magnoliopsida, Brassicales, Brassicaceae. Gene Ontology annotation, molecular function: DNA-binding transcription factor activity; DNA binding.